AUGACAGCUACAAGAGCUACUACAACAAUUAGUUUACCAAAAAAUAAAACAGGACUUUUUGCUGGUGAUACUAUACAAGAAGUUAAAUCAAUAAAAAAUCAACCAAUUAUAGUAUCACGUCAAUCUCAUCAUACUACUUCAACUAAUCAAUUAUCCAUAUCAUCUGAACAAAAACAUUCAAAAAUUCAACAAUAUUAUCGUGUUGAUAGAAAAAAUAAUACAACAAAUAAUUUUUUUUUAAGUAAAAAUGUUUUACGAACUGGUUUUCGACCAUCACCAAUACGUCGACAAAAAUUACAUGAAACAAAUUCUUCAACACAUCGAGAUUUAAAAGAUUCAUCACCAAAACAAUCAUUUAUUCCAUCACGUACUUCAAAUAAAUUAAGAUCAGAAAUUGAUCAUCUUAAUAAUAAAUUAAAAAUACAUGGAGAUGUAAACAAAAUUUUACGAACUCAACAUAAUCGGGAUACACUUAGUACUCCACGAAGUGCUUUGUCAUAUUCAACAUCAAAUCGUAUUUCAUCUGCAUGUACCAAUUAUUUAGUCGAUGGUAGCCAUCAACGUUAUCCAUCAGCUAUAACAAAUAAUACCAUACAUACACUUAUAUCAAUUCCUGGAACGAUGGAUAUAUAUAGUAAAUCUACACAAAGUUUAUCAGGUAUAACUGAAUCAUCACCAAUAAUCAAUGCUGAAGAUAAUAAUCAACAUGAAAUAAAUCAUCCUAUAACUCAUGCUUAUCAAAUUCCACAACAAUCAAAUGUUGGAAAUGAAAUUAUUUUUCCUUUAAAUCUAUCACCAUCAUUAUUAUCAAAUAAAUCAUAUUCAAAAAGAAAAGAUCAUCGUUCUAAAGGAACGAAAUCAGGUUCAUCUCCAUUCUAUGUUAUGUAUUUUACUAAUUUAACUAUGCAACAACAACAUAGUAAUAAUAAUAAUGAAAAUGAUAAAAGACCAUUAUCAAUAUCAGCAACAGCCAUACGUAAAGAACCAAUUAAUUCUCGUACAAGUACAUCUCAUUCACGUCGUCAAUCAAUAAGAAAACAUGUUAAUACUCCAGUAAAUUCGAAUACUUAUUUAACUAUUGAUGAUAAUGAUUCAACACCAAAUACAACAUCAUAUUAUAAUAAUAAACGUUUUUCAGCUAAAAUAACUGAAUUUGAAAAUGAAAAUUCUCAUUUAUUAAAAGAUAUUCUACGGACUACAUCAUGGAAUCAUCUACAAGUGUAA
Messenger RNA from Rotaria sordida, 1224 nucleotides. The record is from the annotation of a GenBank genome assembly. NCBI's taxonomy places the organism in Eukaryota, Metazoa, Rotifera, Eurotatoria, Philodinida, Philodinidae.